This is a messenger RNA of Lathyrus oleraceus (garden pea), 863 nucleotides long. Its product is annotated as ethylene-responsive transcription factor ERF096. Lineage: Eukaryota; Viridiplantae; Streptophyta; Magnoliopsida; Fabales; Fabaceae. Bases 56 to 457 code for a protein of 133 amino acids. Gene Ontology annotation, molecular function: DNA binding; DNA-binding transcription factor activity. The record is from RefSeq and is a predicted model, not a curated record. The transcript has a single exon. Gene Ontology annotation, biological process: regulation of DNA-templated transcription; ethylene-activated signaling pathway.
GCAAAACAGCACAAAUAAAAAAAAAAUACACAAAGAAAAUCAAGCUGCUCCUGCUAUGAAUAAAGAUGAAUCAAAGGGAAGGACCAACAAUGACGGCGGAAAUGUCCGGUAUCGAGGCGUCCGAUGCCGACCGUGGGGGAAGUUUGCGGCCGAGAUUCGCGACUCGAACAGGCAGGGGCAGAGGGUGUGGCUAGGAACAUUCAACACUGCUGAGGAAGCUGCUAGAGCUUAUGAUAGAGCUGCUUAUAACAUGAGAGGUUCAUUUGCAAUCCUUAAUUUCCCACAUGAAUAUAACAUGUCGGCGGGCGCGGGUACGGGUUCGGGUUCCGGUGCCACUUCUUCUUCCUCUUCAAGGAAUGCAAAUGUGGAUGGCAGAGGAAGACAAGUGUUUGAAUUUGAGUACUUGGAUGAUAAGUUGUUGGAGGAGCUUCUUGAUUUUGAAGAGAAGAAAAAAUAAGGGACAUUGAAAACUGAAAAGCUGGUACUAUAAUGUUAAAGUCUAAAUCAUAACUAAGUUUCUGAAUAUUGGUGGAAAUUAAUAUUCAUGUGAUAUUUAACUAGUAAGAGUGCAUUAUUGAUUGAGGGAGUUAAUGGAUCAAGCAUUGAUCUCAUUGUUGUUUUGGGUUGUAACUUGUAACUUUGUUUCUAGACUCUGUUUCCUCUGUAUGCAGAAUCCGCAGAUAAUAUAUAGCUGUUGGUUUCUACUAUUUCUCAAAAACAACUGUGGUAAGAAACAUGUACAUCAUUUAUUACUUCCUCAUUCUUUCCGUCUUAUUGCACGUGUCUCAAUUUUCCGGACGGGGCCACAAAAUCUAGACAACAAAGGUGACCAAUCAUGUUUCUUUUGUAUCUUACUUAAAGUC